This is a messenger RNA of Rhododendron vialii, 1295 nucleotides long. Its product is annotated as protein FAR-RED IMPAIRED RESPONSE 1-like. Bases 58 to 1293 code for a protein of 411 amino acids. Gene Ontology annotation, biological process: regulation of DNA-templated transcription. Gene Ontology annotation, molecular function: zinc ion binding. NCBI's taxonomy places the organism in Eukaryota, Viridiplantae, Streptophyta, Magnoliopsida, Ericales, Ericaceae. The transcript is spliced from 2 exons. The record is from RefSeq and is a predicted model, not a curated record.
CAAUUUCUUACAAAUCCGGAUACUAACGAAAUCACAGAUAUUAUUUGGGUUCAUCCCAUGAGUCUAGAGCUAUCUGUCAACUUUCCGUCUGUACUGAUCAUUGAUGCCACGUACAAGACCAAUGAGUAUCGAAAACCACUAUUGGAGGUUGUUGGUAUCACAUCCACAUGGCGAACUUACUCGCUUAUGUUCGCUUAUCUUAAUAAUGAGAGAGAAGAGACAUUGACAUGGGCAUUGGAUAACUUAAAAAACUGGAUGCUUCAAAAGGGGGCGUCGAUGCCAUUGGUGUUUGUUUCAGAUCGGGAUUUAGCGCUUAUGAACGCCAUUGAAGCAUGUUUCCCUACGGCACGUCACAUCUUGUGUAUUUGGCACAUAAAUCAGUGCGUCAUGAAGAACUGCAGUCGUGUGCUUGGUCCGGAAUGGAAGCGCUUCAUCAAGUCAUGGCACUCGCUUAUCAAUUCAUCUACACCUUCGUCUUUCAAACAUAAGUGGCAAGCCAUGUGCGACGAUUUUCGCCAGUUCCCGUAUGUCAUAACUUACCUGUGGCAAACAUGGUUAAGGUCGUACAAAGAGCGGUUUGUUUCAGCAUGGACAGAUACAUGUAUGCACCUCGGAAGCAAUUCAAGUCAAAGGGCAGAGUCUGCACAUGCGAGGCUAAAGCUAUAUUUGGGGGAUACUAUGUCAUCGCUACAAACAUCUUUUGAUAAAAUAGAAAAGAUGUUGAAAAAUCAGUUCGGGGAAAUUAAGAAGUCGUUCGAGAAAUCAUUGAACAUUCCACGCCACAAACAAUUGCGUGACGACAUUUUUGAUCAGGUUAGGUGUCGCAUUUCAUUAGAGGCAAUGGAGUUCAUACAUGAUCAGCUAGAAACCGCUUUAGAAGUAUCCCCCCACAUUGUUGGCUAUUGCAACUGUACGAUCAAAAUCACACACGGAUUGCCAUGCAUGCACGAUCUUGCAUAUUAUCGUUCCAUUUCCACUCCAAUUCCGCUAUGGAGUAUUCACGCUCAUUGGACUAGGUUGUCUAUGCACGCAACCGAGUUUAAUGAAGAGGGAGCACGACCUGACAGGACAUCUCAGGUCGUUGAGAUAUUAGAUGGGAUGGAUCCACCUAUGCGAGAGCAUAUCAUAGACAGGAUUAUCGAUAUGGCAGAUCCAUCUUGUAGUACAGUUCGACCUCCAUCGUACAACACAAAACAUAGAGGUCGACCUACAGGUAGAGAUGAGCAAAGUACACGUCGCAUACCUUCUUUCUCAGAAGCAUCCACUUCAAGAUCAAAGACUGCAACAUCGUGAGU